Molecule: messenger RNA, 1788 nt
Organism: Neomonachus schauinslandi (Hawaiian monk seal)
Lineage: Eukaryota; Metazoa; Chordata; Mammalia; Carnivora; Phocidae
Gene: MMP17
Product: matrix metallopeptidase 17
Exons: 10
Coding region: 1-1788 (595 amino acids)
Biological process (GO): proteolysis; collagen catabolic process; extracellular matrix organization
Cellular component (GO): extracellular matrix
Molecular function (GO): metalloendopeptidase activity; zinc ion binding
Source: RefSeq, a predicted model, not a curated record
AUGGGGCGCAGCGUCGCCCCCGCUCCCGGACCGCCGGCCCCCUGGCCCCGGCUCCCGCAGCUGCCGUUGCUGCUGCUCGCGCUGGCGGCCCGCGGGAGCUGGGGCGCGCCCGCACCCCGCGCGGAGGACCUCAGCUUGGGAGUGGCGUGGCUGAGCAAGUUCGGCUACCUGCCCCCUGCAGACCCCACAACAGGGCAGCUGCAGAUACGGGAGGAGUUGACGAAGGCCAUUGUGGCCAUGCAGCGGUUCGGAGGGCUGGAGGCCACCGGCAUCCUGGACGAGGCCACCCUGGCGCUGAUGAAGACCCCUCGGUGUUCCCUCCCGGACCUCCCAGCUGCAGCCCCGGCACGAAGGAGACGCCAGGCUCCAGCUCCCACCACGUGGAACAGGAGGAGCUUGUCCUGGAGGGUCCGCACAUUCCCGCGGGACUCGCCCCUCGGCCGCGACACGGUGCGUGCGCUCAUGCACUAUGCCCUCAAAGUCUGGAGCGACAUCACGCCCCUCAACUUCCACGAGGUGGCGGGCAGCACUGCGGACAUCCAGAUCGACUUCUCCACGGCUGACCACGACGACGCCUACCCCUUCGAUGGCCCCGGCGGCACGGUGGCCCAUGCCUUCUUCCCCGGCGACCACCACACCGCAGGGGACGCCCACUUCGAUGACGACGAGUCCUGGGCCUUCCGCUCGUCAGAUGCCCACGAUAUGGACCUGUUUGCGGUGGCUGUCCACGAGUUUGGCCACGCCAUCGGGCUGAGCCAUGUGGCGGCCACGAGCUCCAUCAUGCAGCCCUACUACCAGGGCCCGGUCGGCGACCCUCUGCAUUACAGGCUCUCCUAUGAGGACAGGGUGCGGAUCUGGCAGCUGUACGGCGUGCGGGAGUCCGUGUCCCCCACGGCACAGCCACACACCCCGGAGCCCGAGGAGCCUCCGCGCCUGCCAGAGCCCCCCGACAAUCGGUCCAGCACCCCGCCCAGGAAGGACGAGCCUCACCGUUGCAGAACCGACUUCGACGCCGUGGCCCAGAUCCGCGGCGAGGCCUUUUUCUUCAAAGGCAGGUACUUCUGGCGGCUGACGAGGGACAGGCACCUGGUGUCGCUGCAGCCCGCUCAGACACACCGGUUCUGGCGGGGCCUGCCGCCGCACCUGGACAGCGUGGACGCCGUGUAUGAGCGCGCCGGCGACCACAAGAUCGUCUUCUUCAAAGGAGACAGAUACUGGGUAUUUAAGGACAAUAACGUAGAGGAAGGAUACCCGCGGCCCGUCUCAGACUUCGGCCUCCCGCCGGGCGGCGUCGACGCUGCCUUCUCCUGGGCCCACAAUGACAAGACUUAUUUCUUUAAGGACCAGCUGUACUGGCGCUUUGAUGAGCACACACGGCGCAUGGACCCCGGCCACCCCGCCCGGAGCCCCCCGUGGAGGGGCAUCCCCAGCAUGCUCGACGACGCCAUGCGCUGGUCCGACGGUGCUGCUUACUUCUUCCGCGGCAAGGAGUACUGGAAGGUGCUGGACAGCGAGCUGGAGGCCGCGCCCGGGUACCCACAGUACACGGCGCGGGACUGGCUGGUCUGCAGAGACCCGCAGGCGGACCCGGAGGGUUCGGGCAGAGAGGCUGGGGCCCAUGCCCGGCCAGGGCAGCAUGGCCAGAGCCGCGCGGAGGACGCCUUCGAGGUCUGCUCCUGCACCUCCCCCGCCUCCCCUCCCCCGGGGGCCUCGGGCCCGCUGCUGGUGGCCUCAGUCUUGCUGACCCCCGGCGCCCUGUGGACAGCGGCCCGGGCCCUGGCGCUCUGA